Gasterosteus aculeatus aculeatus (three-spined stickleback) is the source of this 2538-nucleotide messenger RNA. It is a transcript of the gene ccnc, whose product is annotated as cyclin C. NCBI's taxonomy places the organism in Eukaryota, Metazoa, Chordata, Actinopteri, Perciformes, Gasterosteidae. Gene Ontology annotation, biological process: regulation of transcription by RNA polymerase II. Gene Ontology annotation, molecular function: cyclin-dependent protein serine/threonine kinase regulator activity. The record is from RefSeq and is a predicted model, not a curated record.
CUGCGGUUCGUCGGGAGGUUUUUGAUGUGACUCCCGUGUCUGCUAAGCACAACAACAUUGGCUCUGCUGUCUUGCCUCUUUGUAGCCAAGUUGCAUCACUUAAAACGCCUCCUUCUCUACCUCUGUACCUACUAAAUGGCGGGGAACUUCUGGCAAAGUUCUCACUAUCUGCAGUGGGUUCUGGACAAGCAGGACCUGAUGAAAGAGCGCCAGAAGGACCUGAAGUUUCUCUCGGAAGAGGAGUACUGGAAGCUGCAGAUUUUCUUUGCCAACGUGAUCCAGGCUUUAGGGGAACACCUGAAGCUUCGGCAGCAGGUCAUCGCUACUGCAACUGUGUACUUCAAGCGCUUCUACGCCAGGUAUUCCCUGAAGAGCAUCGACCCGGUGCUCAUGGCUCCUACCUGUGUUUUCUUGGCUUCUAAAGUUGAGGAAUUUGGAGUUGUGUCCAAUACGAGGCUGAUCUCCGCGGCAACAUCCGUGUUGAAAACCAGAUUUUCCUACGCCUUUCCAAAGGAGUUCCCUUACAGAAUGAAUCAUAUAUUAGAAUGUGAGUUCUACCUUCUGGAGUUGAUGGACUGCUGCCUGAUCGUGUACCACCCGUACAGACCGCUGCUGCAGUACGUGCAGGAUAUGGGACAGGAAGACAUGCUGCUGCCGCUGGCCUGGCGAAUAGUGAACGACACGUACAGGACGGAUCUGUGUCUGCUCUACCCCCCCUUCAUGAUUGCCUUGGCCUGUCUGCAUGUCGCGUGUGUGGUGCAGCAGAAAGAUGCCAGGCAGUGGUUUGCAGAGCUCUCAGUGGACAUGGACAAAAUCCUGGAGAUCAUCCGUGUCAUUCUAAAGCUCUAUGACCAGUGGAAGAAUUUUGAUGACAGAAAGGAGAUCGCUGCUGUGCUGAACAAGAUGCCUAAGCCCAAACCCCCCCCGAACAGUGAGAGUGACCAGAGCUCCAACGGGAACCAAAGCAACUCCUACAGCCAGUCCUAGCGGCGCGCGCUCGUGUCUGUGGGGGUCCGUAAUGCUGAUGUAGAGGAGGGGGAAUCUUUUUGAAUGUCGCACAGUGUGAUCGUUGUGACGUUAGCAUCACAUUUCAGCCCACCAAGAUGCCCCUUUGUCUGUGACCGACACCCCCGACCAACCGCGUGUUCGCUCCUCCCUCCUCUGGUCGUCGUGGGUUUCUGGGUUGGACGAGCAGCCGCUGAAACAUCUCCAUGACGUUCUGUACUCCGCUCCGCACUUGAAGUGAACUUAAAGCUGAGGAACAUGCGAGGGGGCCGGGAGGGGGGAGGGAGCUGUGAACAUGGCGAGGAAAUGAUAAACCAGAUGUGAUGGUUCAGAAGAAACCUGCUUCAAUGUCAUCGUGAUGAUCCUGACAAUCUUGAACAGCCCCGAGGAGCGAAUCCUUGGAUGUGGGAUUCAAGAAAACUUGAUCACACGUGUGUGUGUGUGUGUGUGUGUGUGUGUGUGUGUGUCUGGGUUGGUUUUCAUUCCUCAGGGACUUUAAUAGUCUUUCUUCUCUGUAAAAAUGUUGGGACUGUGCAGAUGUGAUUGGAUAACUUUGCCCUGCAAGAUCUCUGCUGGCUGAUCAUGAACGUGGGUUCACCACUAUGGUAAAAAAUACUUUUGGAGUUUUUCUUUUUAAUACAAUAAUUGACUGUUUUGAAUCAUGUCAACGAUCUCCCCCCUCUUCCCUUUUUGUAAAUACACUUAUAGCUCAUUUAAUUUGAUCCUUCGUGUUUUGGCUCUAUUAGGGAAUGUAAAUGAAGUCAUUAGGUUGUGUAGCUUUGUGCUAGUGCAUCAAAAUAAAAGGGCCCUUGUUUGUUUUACCAUCAGGAUUCUGUUUGUCCGCGGCAAAGCUUCUUCAUUUAAUUGCGAUGGUUUCAUUCAUCAUGCUCCUGGUUGUAGACUGAGUUGUCUAAAGAUAUACUUUGUUCAUUUGUCAGGAAUGGCCAAAUACAAACUACAAUCGUUCUAGAUUCGCUGCAAACUUUGGGUUGUACGUUCUUAUUCUUCGUCUGCCAUCUAUUACAUUGCUUUAUCGUGGCAGUGCGUCUGCAUGUGACCGUAGAUGUGUGUGUUUUGGGAUGUAAUGCGGUGGGAGCUGUGAGGCUGUAUUCUAAACAAGGUGCUUGAGAGCCAAUGAAAGCUGCUGGUUUCAGAGCGGACACCCUUCACGAGAACAGGGUUCCACUCACUAAAUACAUCUUUAUGCUUGAUUGUCGUCACAUUACUUGGACGCAUCUUUUUCCCCUCCUUGGCAAACCAACUGAAAAGGUACGAACACACUGUGUUGAUGCCACUAGCCGGAAGAGACGAGGAGGACGGGGACACUGAGACAGGUUGUUAUGCUUUGCUCCUGCAGCCUCCUUCUGUCCAAUGACUGCACAUCACUGGGUUGUAUUAUGUAAAGGGCUUCGCCAGGACCAAAUAAUCCUACUACUUCUGGUCAAACCCCAAUUUCCAUAAUGGUUUUAUUACUUGAAAGUCUUUGCCUAUCAUCAUUUAUGGUAAUAAAAACGUUUGAUGUGCAAAACUAAA